Molecule: messenger RNA, 711 nt
Organism: Cyphellophora europaea CBS 101466
Lineage: Eukaryota; Fungi; Ascomycota; Eurotiomycetes; Chaetothyriales; Cyphellophoraceae
Exons: 3
Coding region: 1-711 (236 amino acids)
Biological process (GO): respiratory electron transport chain
Source: RefSeq, a predicted model, not a curated record
AUGAGAAGCUCCGCGAGGCUCUUCGCUAGUGUUGCGAAGUAUCUCGAGCCCAACACACCAACCGGUCUCACGGGCAUUAGCACCCAUCCCUCUCCUCGAGCAGCCCUCGUAUACACCUACAGAACGACUCUCGACAGGCUAAACCAGCUGCCUCCUACAUCAGUCUAUCGCCAAUCCGUCGAGAACCUCACAAAGCACCGUCUGGCUAUCGUAGAGGAACAGAUCCCCGAAGGCUUCGAAGCAUGGAAGGAGAGGGUUGCGAAGCAGGUUGCGGCAUCACCAGAGGCAUACAGCAAGUUCCAGAACCCCGACGGCUCUUUCUCAUACUCGGCGCUCGCAGAGUCAAAACCUAUUCCAUGGGACGGCACUGUAUCUAAAAAGACUGCCCACAAUACGGUUUCCGCUGGGCUUGCAGAUGCUGAGGCCAAAGCGAAAUCUGCUCAGGCUGAAAUUGACCAGUCUGACAAGGAGGAUAGAGAGGGAGUGUUGCCGACCGUCGACGAUCUGGAGACGGAACCUCCUUUGACAGCAGAACAAAUUGAGUCCAUCGAGAACAAGAUUGGCGCUGGUCUGAUCGAGGAGGUCAUUGUUGUCGCCCAGAACGAGCUCGAGCUUGCGGGCGAGAUGCUACAAGCCAGACCAUGGGACCCACUUGAGGAGCCGGCACCACCUGGGCAGUGGAAGUAUUUCGAGCGCGGCGACGUCGUCUAG